Messenger RNA from Pecten maximus, 2049 nucleotides. Its product is annotated as E3 SUMO-protein ligase KIAA1586-like. The record is from RefSeq and is a predicted model, not a curated record. Bases 1 to 2049 code for a protein of 682 amino acids. NCBI's taxonomy places the organism in Eukaryota, Metazoa, Mollusca, Bivalvia, Pectinida, Pectinidae. The transcript has 6 exons.
AUGUCGCAUAACUCGAAGUAUUAUGUCAAAAGACUGACAAAAAAAGAUAGUAAAGGCCUUACAAAAGUGAGUGACUUCAAAAAGUCUUCCGGCGGCGAUAUACCAAACAACCUGUCAACUAGUGAAUCAACAUCCAACACUGAAUCGACCGUUCAGACGGAAUGUUUACCCGAAGCAAACGUCAAUGUGCAUGUAACCAGCGACGAAAGUCCGGCAUUAACUUUAUCGGUAAAAAAGAGAAGCAGCGUCGAUAGACGAAAAUUUAAUGCUGCCAAAUAUGAAUCUGCCUUCUCUUGGCUUUAUCACAGUAGUGUUACAUGUGGCUACAUGUGCAAGUAUUGCGAAUUGUUUGUUUUUGGUGCACAUUCGAGUUGUAAGCCAUUUGUUACAAAGGGUGUAAAACUUGGGACACAUCCUUCAAGAAAAUUGAAAAAACAUGACCAAAGUAGCGAACAUAAAGCGGCUGUGCAACACUAUGCACUUUCCAGGUCAAAUGUAAAUGUGUAUCAACAACUGAAGGCACAGGGUGAGGAUCAGAUCCAAUACAACAGAGAGGUUGUCAAAAAAAUAUUUAAGUGUGUUGAUUUUUUGAUCAGACAAAAGUGGGCAGCAACAGAAAAUAUGGCUAAAGUUGUAAAAUUUGUUGCAGGGUUAGGUGUGAAAGAUUUACAACAAUACUUAAUCCAAUCUUCAUCUCACUCUGUGAAAUAUGUCUCUUCAAGCAGUGUUACUCAGAUGAUCACCUGCAUAUCAAAUCUUUUAGAAAGACAGAUUUUACAUGAUAUACACGACAAAGAGUUCUCGUUUUUGGCAGAUGAGAGUGCGGAUCUUGCCCAUCGCAGUCAGCUUAGUAUUAUGGCUAGAUUUGCUCAAGCUGACCAGACUGUGAAAACACAUUUCCUAGGGUUCGUUCAACUAGAGAAGGGAACAGCUGAGGCCAUAAUGGAAGCUAUACAAGGUUUCUUGAUAGCAAAGGACAUUGACAUCGCAAAUAUUAGAUUCAUGGGAUUUGAUGGAUGCAACACAAUGAGUGGUAUUCAAAAAGAUUUGCAAAGAAGGAUUAGGCAUGUAAGUCCAUUUGCUGUCUAUAUCAACUGUAGGAACCAUCGCUUGGCUCUGUGUUUGGUCCAUUUGAUCAAGCAGUUUCCCCUUCUCCAGGAUGUUGACUCGACUCUACUUUCUUUGUGGAAAAUGUUUGAAUUUUCACCCCAGAAAACAGCCGUUUUCAAGCAUGUGCAGGCUGUGUAUGGCAAGGAGCCACUGGCAAUCACCAGAGCUGCAACAACCCGCUGGCUCUCACAUUUACAGGCUUCGGCUAGAUUUGUGUCAAGGUACACCUGCAUACUAGACACACUUGAUGACAUAUAUGCACAGAAGAAAGAGCCUGAGGUAUAUGGUAUUCGUUUGGCUGUGACAGACAAAAAGGUGGUGGCAACAAUUCUUUUGCUCUGCGACAUACUAAAGCCUGUAAAUGUGCUUUCAUGGUAUCUCCAAAAUGAAAACAUCAACUUUACACCCUUGCCACAACAUGUCAAAACCACAACAGACCAGCUGCAUGCUUUGGUCACAUUAUACCAGAGUGAUAUGGCUGCCGCUAAUUUGGAGCUCAGUGAGACAGAGUUUUCCAAAUGUCAUGGGCUUUUUAGAGAGAUAGAUGACAGGACAGAUUUGCGUCGUCGAAUGAGGCAAGACAAUGCUGCAGUUACUCCGGAGUCAUUCCUCAAUGAAACGGGAAUUCCACUGAUCUUCAAUCUUAUACAGGAGGUUGAAGAUGCUUUUUGUACAGGCGCUCCAGUGUUGACAGCAUUUGGAUUCUUGGAUCCCCAAAACUUGCCAGACACUAUUCAAGAAUUGGGUGACUAUGGCAAGACAGAAAUUGAGAGAAUUGUCGACUUCUAUGGGACUCCAAAGGAAGACACUCUUCUAGGCCAUACUGUCAAUGUGCCUUCCCUUAUGGACCCUGUGAUCCUACAGACAGAGCUAAACAGCUUCAAAAUCCAGCUGUUCAUGUUGAGACUCAAACUGUCUCAGUUUUUUGCUUGUAGCUGA